AUGGCGAGUGCUCAGCCAGGGGUCCAUGCAUUGAAACUCCAGCCUCCCUCCGUCUCUAACACACUGAGGAAUGGAAGCAACUUCAUGAAAUGGGACGAGCAACAAGGACAAUGGUUGGAUGCCACGACAGAGCUCCACAGAGCUUUAGAUCUCUCUACCGUGACCCCAGUAACUCUCCAUGUGGACCAACAUGGAUUUUACCUCUACUGGACCGACCAAAACAAGGAGACAGAGUUGUUGGACCUCACUCUGGUGAAAGAUGUCAGAACAGGGCGAAGCACCAAAACAGCCAAGGAGGCUAAGCUCCGGGAGCUGCUGGAUGUUGGAAACCUGGUUGGUCGGCUUGAGAACCGCAUGGUUACCGUGGUUACAGCAUCAGAUCUCGUAAAUGUCAACCAACUAAACUUCAUCGCCUCACAGGAGGAUGAAGCCAAGGUUUGGUGUGAGGAACUGUUUUCUCUGUCUUCCAACCUGCUGAGCAACAAUCUCAACAGAGACCAGAGUUUGAUGAAAGCGUACGUCAAGUUAACUCUCCAGCCAAACACAGAGGGGAAAAUACCUGUCAAGAACAUUGUGCGACUGUUUUCUUCAGACAGAAAGCGAGUUGAGACUGCCCUGGAGAACUCCAAACUGCCUUAUGCACGGGGUGAAGGCAUUAAACUGGAAGACUUAACACUUGAAGUCUACAAGAAUUUUUUGGAAAGUUUGUGUCCUCGUCCUGAGCUCGGCAAUGUCUACAAACAACAAGGAGCGAAUGGAGGGAAGCUGUCAGUCGAUCAGAUGACAGAGUUCAUCAACAACAAGCAAAGAGACCCGAGGCUCAAUGAAAUCCUUUACCCACCUCUCCGUCCCGCGCAGACACACGCUGCGAUGGAGAGGUAUCAGCAUGACCUGGCACUGCUGAAACAAGGAACCAUCUCUCUCCAGGCUUUCUCCAGCUACCUGUCCAGUGACGAGAACGGGGUCAUUCCACCUGAGAAACUGGAUCAGUCUGAAGACAUGAGCUUCCCCCUGUGUCAAUACUUUAUCAACUCAUCACACAACACAUACCUGACAGCGGGCCAGCUGGCAGGGAGCUCCUCAGUAGAGAUGUACCGGCAGGUUCUUCUGGCUGGAUGUCGCUGUGUGGAAUUGGACGUGUGGAAAGGUCGGACUGCUGAGGAAGAACCUGUCAUCACACACGGCUUCACCAUGACAUCAGAAAUCCCUUUUAAGGAAGUGAUCGAAGCUAUUGCAGAGUGUGCCUUCAAGACGUCGCCUUUUCCUGUCAUACUGUCCUUUGAAAACCACGUGGACUCUUUGAAGCAGCAGGCUAAGAUGGCUGAAUAUUGUCGAUCUAUUUUCGGAGAAGCGCUGUUGAUUGACCCCCUAGAAAAAUACCCUCUGGAGUCAGGUGCCCCUCUGCCCAGUCCUCAGGAGCUGAUGGGCAAAAUCCUCAUUAAAAACAAGAAAUCCCACAAACCCGCCAAUAGCACAGACACCAAAAGGCUGACCGACCAGCCUGCCAAUCAGAGCAACGAACCACUGUCUCCUAGUAACAACACAGGAGAGAUCGAGGCAGAAAGUGAGGAAGAUGAUGAUGAUGACGAUGAUGAUGGUAAAAAGGGCUCAGCUGAGCGGGAGGCGGUGGCCACAGAGGAAAUGUCUACUCUGGUGAACUACAUCCAACCAACCAAGUUCAACUCGUUUGAAGCCUCCAAGAAGGCAGCCCGCUGUUACCACAUGUCGUCUUUCGUGGAGACCAAAGCUUUGGAGCAUCUCACAAAGUCACCAGUCGAGUUUGUAGAAUAUAAUAAAUCACAGCUCAGUCGCAUCUAUCCAAAGGGAACCAGAGUUGACUCAUCCAACUUCAUGCCUCAGCUCUUCUGGAACGCCGGCUGUCAGCUGGUGGCUCUCAACUACCAAACCAUGGAUUUCUCCACGCAGCUCAAUCUCUUCACAUUUGAGUACAAUGGGAGGAGUGGCUACAGACUGAAGCCUGAGUUCAUGAGACGGCAUGACAAACACUUUGACCCCUUCGCAGAAAACACAGUGGACGGCAUCGUGGCCAACACCCUCUCUGUGAAGGUGAUUUCAGGCCAGUUUCUGACUGAGCGGAGGGUGGGUGUAUACGUGGAGAUAGAGAUGUUUGGCCUUCCAGCAGACACCAGGAGGAAAGCACUGAAGACAAAAACCUCUCAGAACAACAACGCCAUUAAUCCUGUGUGGGAUGAAGAGCCGAUUGUAUUCAAAAAGGUGAUUCUUCCCACUCUGGCCUCUCUGAGAAUCGCUGCCUUUGAAGAAGGAGGGAAGUUAAUUGGUCAUCGGAUUAUUCCAGUGUCUGCCAUAAGACCAGGUUACCGUUACAUUGGCUUGAGGAAUGAGAAAAACCAGUCUCUGAUACUGCCAGCUGUGUUUGUCUACAUCGAGGUCAAAGAUUACGUCCCAGACACCUUUGCAGAUGUGAUUGAAGCUUUGUCCAACCCUAUCCGAUAUGUCAACCUGCUGGAGCAGAGGUCCAAACAGCUGGCAGCUCUCACAGACGACGUAGAGGAAGAGACUCAGGCGGAGGAAGAGGCAGAAACCACUACAGAGCGUAAGAACGAUGUGAAAUCAGUUCCACUGGAGAAUGGACUCAGCCCCGCCCCUGGUCCAACAGGCCACACACCAGUUGCGACGACACCCAAAGUCUCUACAGCCAAUCAGCAAACAGCUACAACAGAAACAGCAAAACCAGCAGCAAAGACUGAGGACCUGGUGUUAAGUGUUUUGAUAGAUGUCCCAUCAUGCACCAUGGAGAGUCUGCAGCAGUCAAAGGUCUACCAGAAGGAGCAGAGACGCCAGUUUAAAGAGCUGAAAGAGUUAGUGAGGAGGCACCAAAAGAAAACAUCGGAGCUCCUCAGAGAAAUCAACAACAAGUACAAGAAGACGACCAGGCAGUGCAGCAAGAACAGGGGUUCAGACAGUGAGAAAGAGGAACGCCUGCAGCAACUGAGAGAUGAGCAGCAGCAGCAGCUUCUAGCUCUGAGGCAGGAGCAGUACUACAGUCAGAAAUAUCUGCAGAGAGAGCACAUUAAAAUGCUGACAGAGCGACUCAGUGGUCUGGCUGAAGAAAGUCACAACACACAGAUGAAGAAACUCAAAGAUAUAUGUGACAAGGAGAAAAAGGAGCUAAAGAGGCUGAUGGAUCGAAGAAGAACAGAGAAGAUCAACCAGGCAAAGACUAAAGAGAAACAUCUGGCUGAAGAGGAGAAGAUCGAGAUCAAUAAGUCCUACGUCAAUGAAGUCGUCCAGAACAUAAAGCGGCUGGAGGAGACUCAAGUGAAGCGCCAUGAUCAGCUGGUGGAGCAGCAGAAUGAGCUGCUGCAGCAGAUUCAAGACAUGAAACCAAAGUUGCAAGGAGUCGUGGAGGCGGAUUUCCAGGAGAAGUUCCAGUGUUUGCCUGGAGAGAUUGAAGAAUUCCUGCAGGACAGGAAGGCAGAGGAUAGAGGCAACAGCAAGUCCCGCUCAUCCACACCGCACGAAACUCUUUCAGAGGAGGACUGAGGGAGAGAGAGCAUGAAGAUGAAGAGUAGAAGGUAGCAAAGCGUGGAACAAGCUCCAGAUCAAAUUUUAAGGAUAGGAGAAAGGCAAAAAAGAUUUUAAAGACUGUUACUUUUCUUUUAAUGGAAGAAUGCUUUACUGAUUUACAUUUUAAUCCCAUUCAAGCAUGCACUCUGCUGUACAUCAGCGAUCAACCAGAACUCAUUUAGUCUGAUAUUCUGCUAUUUAAAAGGACAACUACCCAACAGUUUUUACUGCAUGAAACUCUAUCUAUCUAUCUAUCUAUCUAUCUAUCUAUCUAUCUAUCUAUCUAUCUAUCUAUCUAUCUAUCUAUCUAUCUAUCUAUCUAUCUAUCUAUCUAUCUAUCUAUCUAUCUAUCUAUCUAUCUAUCUAUCUAUCUAUCUAUCUAUCUAUCUGACAGUUUUUGCAAUGAUUCAUUUCUAAUACAUUUCAACAUCAGUGUACAAAUAUCAAUCUCUUUUGUAUACACAACAUACAGCGUACACAUACGCACCUUUUUCUGCAACAACUCUACUUUAUGUAUAUCCCUGAUAAUACAAACACCCUGCCCAGCGUCAAAAUGUGGAUGUCUAAUUACAGCCCCUUUCACACAUGAACUUCCUGACACUUUCAAGAUAACUUCAGGACAAACAAGCUAUGUUAUUUUCAGGAAUCUGCCAUUCAUACAUGUACUUCGCAGCAGGAGAUCAUCAUCAGGAGCACUCUUAAGACUUAUUCUACUUCAACAUGUAUAAUAAUUUGUUCUCCGCUGCAGUGGAGAACAAAUGAGGUGAGCCGUAAAGAGAAUAAAGCAGCAAAACUCCACUCGGUGUGAACAGUGUCAUCACCCUGCCCACUCUCUCACGGUGAUGUUGCAGAUUAUGACCUGCUUUGUUUAUACAUCAGCUUACCCCAACCUCACGCAGACAUUUUACCCGGGAGCUGGAAGGGAAACUUGGGGUGAACAGAUUCAGACAUUCUUGUUCAAACUUGCAACCCACUCGGACAAUGUCAGGACAAUUUUAGGAGUGCAGUACAUGUGUGAAAGGGACUAUCGACAAGUGCUCUGUUGUUCACACUUCCAUAGUUGCAAAUAUUACCACCCGCACACUGCUCUGUUUUGCUAGAGGUCAGUGGGUUUUCGUUGUUGUAAGAAAGGAGGAGGACCUGCUCGUGUUUUGCUUUUUGUAACUGAAUUUGUCCACCACAUCCUGCUAGAAUCAAAAUAAGAAAAGCGGUGUGAAUUAAUUUAAAGGCAAGUCAUAUUGCUCAACAUGGCAAAACCGAAGAUGUCCACAAACAAUAGUAAUGUCAAUGUGGUUUACUUUUCAGGAUGUUUGAAAAUACAGUCUUUUUUUAUUCAGUUUUGUGUUGCAUUAAUGCAUUUACAAUCCUAUAUUAUUCCAAUCAAGGGCAUUUUAUUGGGCUGUUUUUGUAACAGAUUGUUCAUCUAUAUAAAAAGUAAGACAUAAGAACAGUUUUGAGUGCCAAAUAUAAGAGCUGAUUACAGAGGAUAAACGGGCUCAGUACAGUCUAUCUUCUAAUUGUAUUUUACAAGUUUUAUUCCGUAGUCAACCAAUGGAUAAUUUAGUCCUAAUAGUUUUAUGCACUUCAUUAUUUAUUUAUUUGUUUAUUUAUAUGCUUUUUGGAGUUAAUUGAACCUACAUUUUUGUUAAGUUAUUCAAAUGAAACAAAAUAUAGCAUGACUGUUAGAUAUGUUUGGACUUCACUAAUGUUUAAUGGAGGAAUGAGGAUUUGACAGAAAUAUGAAUGGAUGAGAAAGAUAUUUCGCCUGAUUUAAGUGACUUAUUUAAAAAAAAAAAAAAAAAAAGUGUUUUUGAUUGGUAUGAGCAACUUCCAUCCGGUUCCCUCAUUACUGCUGCACUGAUGCUCUGACAGAUAGAUGUCCUGUUAGAUGUUGAGAAGCCUCAAAGUCUGCAUGAUAUAUUUGUUUUGAUGUGAAAGUUGUUUUGACAUUCUGAUGAUCUAUUUAUUUGUUAACUGUUAUUUUCAUGAUAAUAUUUAAGGAUCAAGAACGAGGACUAUUUAUAAAACUGUUUUUUGAGUGCAAAGUUUUUGUACAAAGUGUAAAGUGAAUAGCGCUCAUCACUCUUUGUACAGUGAUCUUCCAGGAAAUAUCUGUUGGAAUAUUUUCCAUGAUUUUGCUUUUCUUCUGGAUUUAUUUAACUAAGGCUUAAGCUGAGUUCAACAACCUUUUUGCAGGGAACCGAUUGAGAUUGAACAAUCUUGGCCACGGCCUGAAACUGACCUCGUAAAGGUAGCUUGAUCUGCAAUUUCCAUGGCAAUAUUUUAGACUCAGCUGCUAACUCAGUUUGCUAACACUAGAGUACCUCACUAUUCUCUCUCCACUUUAGAUCAAAUUAUCUGUUUAGAUCAUGUUUAAGUCUGCAAAGUGGCUGAGGUUCUCCAACAAAAUGCCUUGUUGAACGCACCCCUGCUUUAGUGAUCAAACUGAGCAUGCUUUAUCGUCUUGGAUUUCUCCAACAGGUGAAUUGUUUCUUGGUUUUUCUGAAUGCUAUUUUAAAUCAAAGACUAUUAAAAAUAUUUGAUCAAAACGUG
Molecule: messenger RNA, 6102 nt
Organism: Notolabrus celidotus (New Zealand spotty)
Lineage: Eukaryota; Metazoa; Chordata; Actinopteri; Labriformes; Labridae
Product: 1-phosphatidylinositol 4,5-bisphosphate phosphodiesterase beta-1-like
Biological process (GO): phosphatidylinositol-mediated signaling; lipid catabolic process; memory
Cellular component (GO): nuclear speck; cytoplasm
Molecular function (GO): phosphatidylinositol-4,5-bisphosphate phospholipase C activity; calmodulin binding; calcium ion binding
Source: RefSeq, a predicted model, not a curated record